ACCUCGAAUGACGUGUGUGCGUAUGUCCCAGUGGAAUAUGCGCCCUAAAACCGGAUGAGCGUGGUGUUUGUGUUUACGCUUUAUCUAUUUGUGUUAACCUAAAUCGUUGCGAUGAAUCCUAACAGACGUAGAAAAAAGCGUCCCAAUUACGGGAUUAGGACUGUUGAAGUGAUGCGGGGCCCUAAUGGAUUCGGAUUUACGAUUUCUGGACAACAACCCUGUAUACUUUCGUGCAUCGUAAACAAUUCGCCAGCGGAUCAGGCCGGACUUCGGGCAGGGGACUUUCUCAUCUCUGUAAAUGGUGUGUCUGUGUCUAAAAUGGCUCACGACGCUGUUGUCAACCUAAUUGGAAAUUGUGUUGGUCCCAUUAAAAUGACAAUAGCCGAAAACUAUUAUUCCGAUAGCAGUGACGAAGAAUUGGACUGCGGACGCUUAGUGAAUAGCAGAAAGCCCAAAUACAUGCACAAACCUCGAGCACACAGAUUAUACAAAUCUGAAACUAGAAAGGCAGCGGAAUCAAACAAUGUGAGUAAAAUAAGGGAGUGUUUACCCAAGGAAGCCAGUUCUAAUGUCUAUGAGGAAAGCACAUCCAAUGACAAUAUAAAUGUAUCCAAUCCAUUGCCUAUGGAAGAUGAAGCUGGCCCAAUUGAGUAUAAAGCUCUGGUAGGAUAUUUGGGCACAAUAGAAAUGCCCAAACAAUUACUUCCAAACUCUAGACUGCAGACAGUGUGCAGUUGUAUACGUAAACUUAGGCAAGAAAAAAGAACGCCCACAGCAGUGUUAAUGACAAUUUUACCAACUUGUUUAACUUUAAAGAAUGCUUCAAAUCAUAUUCUAGCCAUUUAUCCUACAAAUAGAGUUGUGUAUGUUGGCUCUGCAACAGACAAGGAAUCGCGUUAUUUUGGUUUGGUGACAAGUGCUGUUUGUGAUACAAGGAACAAUGACAAUCUGCAAAACAGAUAUGGUGAAGUCAACCUGUGGCAGCAUGAUGAGAAGAAAGUUAACAACAUGGACAAUGAAAUAGAAGUUUCAAAUAGUUGUCACGUCUUUGUAACAGACCCUAAAAUUGUUGAUCACAGUGUUCAUGUGAAAAAGGCUGAAAAUUUUAACAUACACUGCACCACUGAUCUAAUUACUGGUUAUUGUCUUGAGUUUCCAAGAAAUGCUUUGUACAUUGUCAGCCUGGUACAGAAUAUGUACAAGUUACAAAAUAAUGAUUACAUAAGAAACUCUAAUAAACCUGAAGACUUGAAUUUGGGCCCCCUUGUAGCGAACUCACCACAACCAAGUGCGAGCAGCAACUCUGACUCUGGCAUUGGUUUUAGAGAUGACUGUGGCAACAUAAGUGAUCGAAUUUUGGUUGUGGAGUUUCCAAUGCACAGAGCUUUACCAGUAAUGAAUAACAACAAUCGUCCGGUAGGAAUUGACGCUUCCAACAUGGUCUUGGAAGAUUUAGAUUUACCUUUAAACAAUGGUCCCUGCCAGAAUUAUGAACUAAACAACAUAAGGUGCCAUAAUAAUCUUGUAUUAGAACAUCCAAAUAAUUUAUCCAAGGCUGGUACAAGUAAUGGAAAAAACAACGAUUUAAAACAGUUAAAUAACAUAAAUAAUAUCCGUGCAUGUGAAGGAGUGAACACUGGUAUAAAUAUUAAGAACUUCAUAGAGAAGUCAGACAGUUUCAUCAAAACUGAUUAUUUAGUGAAACAAAACAAUGAUGAUGACUUGCAAUACAACACAGACAUAAACAGGUUGACUUGCAGAGCAAUGCCUGACCCUGAUAUUAAAAAAGCCAGAUGUAUGUCUCCUAUAAGCAUUGUCAGCUCUGAUGACAAUACCCGAACUGCUGAUGUUGACACAGGUGUUAUUUACAAUGAACGCUCAGUUGAUGUUGAUAACAGUCCUAGCAAAAAAUCUUACGAAAGUGUGUCAUUACAUUCAGAGCUGGAUUUUAAGAGUUCCAUUGACAACAUUUCUAUGCACAGCUCAAAAAGUUUGGAGUUUAGUAAUUUAAUAAACGUUUUCAAAGCCCCAACAGCAAAAUUUUUUGAGAAGGCCAAAAGACAGUUGAAAAUGAGCAGUGUUGAUGGUUUGGAUAAGUACAAUGAAAAUAUAAAUUACAAACUCAGUCCCAAAGUGUAUGGUAUGUCAAAACCUAAUUAUAGUUGUGAAGAACUAAAUAAUUUGGACUCUGUGGAAAAGUAUAGUUAUGGAAGUUUGCAAGAACUGUGUAGCUGGAAUGGACAGGAGAAUGCUAGGAGGAAUAUUGCACAAAGCGAACCAGACGUCAGAAUCAUGCAAACUGGAAACGUUCUGUGCGAACAAAACGGUGUCGCCAAGUGCAACAAUCCCGAAGGCCCGGAGGCCUGGGCGAAUUCGUUCGAGAAACUCCUGGAGGACCCACUGGGAUUACACGCGUUUGCUGAUUUCUUAAAGAAGGAGUUCAGCGCGGAAAACAUCUAUUUUUGGGUGGCGUGUGAAAAGUACCGUCGCCUGCCGGCCGGCGCUCUCCGUGUGGCAGAGGCACGCCGCAUCUAUGAGCAACAUCUAUGCCCCGGGGCGCCCGAACCAGUCAACGUCGACGCCCAGGGCCGCCAGAGAACCGAAGCUGCUCUCAAAGAACCAGACGAAUUCGCGUUCGACAAAGCGCAGAAACAAAUUCUCAACUUGAUGAAGUUCGACAGUUAUCCUAGAUUUCUUAAAUCAGAUAUAUUCAAACAGUGUCUGUCGGGCGACAUUAGUAGAACACAAGUGGAUUCGCAGCUGCAGAUAACGACGCCCACGCCGUCCAAAUUAAAGAAAUCAUUAAGCAAUGCAGAGGAUAGAAGGCGAAAAUCUCUUUUACCGUGGCAUAGGAAAAACCGAUCGAAAUCAAAGGAUCGCGGCGAGAACGAGUACACUCACCACCGAAGAAAUGAUGCCGUUGCGGUGAGCACAGAGAAUUUAAACAGAGAUGUGGGGAAUAGCGACGUCUACAGUAGUAGAUCUUCACUAACAUCAUUGGAUCUGGCUGAAUUAGCCAAGUCAAAGCUAAACCAUGAACACAGGCCGCCUCUAUGCAGAGUUAAGCUGAGUAAUGGUUCAACUACAGUAGUACAAAUUAGAGAGGCUGAAUCUAUUGAUCAAUUAGUAAGUAGGUUGUUGCAGAAGAAACGACUCAAAUACUCGUCAUAUGAGGUCACUACCAAUAAGCACGAGAAGCCAUUAGAUAUUAACGAUUCAUCAUCGAAGCUGGCUGGUUGUGAAGUGGAGGUGGAACAACGAGUCGUGUUUCGAUUAGAUCUCCCAAACAAAAGAAUAGUAUCUGUGAAGUCAAAAUAUACAAAACCAAUACAGGACAUUUUAAGGCCUAUACUUCACAAAUACGAAUUUAAUAUGGACCAAAUGAAAGUCACCACCCACCAAGGAGCGCCUGUAGAUGUUACACAGCAUGUCAUAACUAUUGACGGGGCCCGACUGACCGUCCAGCGGAAAGACGAAAAAGAUAUUACACCUCAGGUUACAUUAGAAAAGGGAAAAGUAGAAGAAAUCAAUAAUCAAGUAUUUGAAGACAUUCUCCAGAAAAAGGCUGAAGCUGCUUUGGUGAAACCAUGCAAAUCGGAUCGUGGUUCUGUCAAGAGCGAAGACUGGGGUUCCGAGACAUCAGCAAGUUUACUUGGCAAGUUCCUGCGACGUGAUUCCACUUUGCAGGAUCGGAAAAAAAAGACGGCUGCAUUUCGAGGAAAUAACACUGACGAAUGCAUUACGGAACAAACUAAAAAACCGCUAAUCGCCAAAUGGAAACCUGGUGUGAGCAAGCAACAAGUGUCGUGCAACGAAAAAGAUGAAUUAUUGGAAGGCCUGACGAAAGCACAACGGAGAUUUGAAGACCAACGAGGCACCGAAAUAAACUUUGAGUUACCCGACUUCUUAAAGGAUAAAGAGAAUGAAGAACAUAAGUUUCGGAAACCAUUACGGCGACCCAACGAAGAGACCGGGACCAGUCAUCUUCGUAAAAAUGAUCGAGUAACCAAGAUGGAGUCGCAGUCAUCAGUGUAUGAAAAUCGAGCCGUUUUCUUAAACAAAAUUAAUGACAGAGGGAACGAUCCAUCGAAUAAACAGAAUCGCUUUGGAUCGCCAGUAAAAAGUUCCUCUGAUGAAGGCGGUUCUUCAUUACCCUCAACACCUGAUACAAGCUUAAAUAAGACGGUGGUGGAGAUAAAAGUGUCGCCACCAACGGGUUUGCCCCCGCCUUUGCCUCCAAAACCAAAAAUUGUGCCCAUUAAACCUCAGAAUUGGGGGAAUAAUGGUUUUCAAAAGAGGGAAUCUACCGCUACUGAAAAGACCAAUCAAUUGUAUUUAGAGCAACCGACUAGCAGCUUUGUGUAAAUAUUUUUUGUUAAAGAAAGUCUAUUGAUACUGUAUAUACUAUGUUGAAAUGUAUAAAUUAAGUGUUGUAUUUUUAUAUAUCUUACAGAUAGCUUUAAAAAUGUAUGAUUUAUUUAUUGGUUUUUGUAUUAUAACAAAGUAUUUUAUGUACAUAUAAGAUAUAAAU
This is a messenger RNA of Aethina tumida (small hive beetle), 4531 nucleotides long. RefSeq names its product regulator of G-protein signaling loco. Bases 112 to 4365 code for a protein of 1417 amino acids. Gene Ontology annotation, molecular function: GTPase activator activity; protein binding. Lineage: Eukaryota; Metazoa; Arthropoda; Insecta; Coleoptera; Nitidulidae. Gene Ontology annotation, biological process: signal transduction. The record is from RefSeq and is a predicted model, not a curated record. The transcript has 8 exons.